AUGAAUGGGCUUGAGAUUUCGGCGGGUGUUGAUUUGGGCAACCGAUUCCGCAGCCGAUGGAACGACAUUCAGUCGCAGAAUAUUCGCAAUGUAUUGGCGGGCGAACGUAUGCGCAAACGGACGGGAGAGAUCGCGGCAAUAUAUCGCAGCAGAGAAAUGAGGAUAGCCGCAAUGGCUAAG
Molecule: messenger RNA, 180 nt
Organism: Sphaeroforma arctica JP610
Lineage: Eukaryota; Ichthyosporea; Ichthyophonida
Exons: 1
Source: RefSeq, a predicted model, not a curated record